CUAACUGAUGAACUGAAUAAAGUAGAUGAGAAGCUAAAAGCUACUGAAGCUCUUCUGGAAAGCAAGAACCUAGAGAUUAAGAAGAUAAAUGAUGAGAAAAAGGCAUCUUUGGCUGCACAAUUUGCCGCAGAAGCAACCCUUCGAAGAGUCCAUGCUGCUCAGAAAGAUGAUGAGAUGCCUCCUAUUGAGGCCAUAAUUACUCCACUGGAGGCAGAGCUAAAACUAGCUCGGUUGGAGGUGGCAAAGUUGCAAGAUGACAACAGAGCACUUGAUCGCCUUACCAAAUCUAAGGAGGCUGCUUUGUUGGAGGCCGAGAGAACUGUUCAGAUGGCUUUGGCGAAAGCAGCCUUGGUUGAUGAUCUACAAAACAAAAACCAAGAGCUAAUGAAGCAGAUAGAAAUAUGCCAGGAGGAGAAUAAAAUCUUGGACAAAAUGCAUCGGCAAAAGGUUGCAGAGGUUGAAAAACUAACCCAAACUGUUCGUGAGCUCGAGGAGGCUGUUUUGGCUGGAGGGGCUGCUGCCAAUGCUGUGCGUGAUUACCAGAGAAAAGUGCAAGAGAUGAAUGACGAGAGAAGAACUCUGGACAGAGAACUAGCUCGCGCAAAGGUUACAGCAAAUCGGGUUGCUGUUGUAGUUGCAAAUGAUUGGAAGGAUGCCAAUGACAAAGUAAUGCCUGUAAAGCAAUGGCUUGAAGAAAGAAGAUUCUUUCAGGGAGAAAUGCAACAGCUUCGAGACAAACUUGCAAUAGCAGAGCGCACCGCAAAGGCUGAGGCACAGAUGAAAGAAAAAUACCAGUUACGAUUUAAAGUUUUGGAAGAUAAGCUUAAAGCAUCUCUUAAUGGUAUUUCCCGAACUCCCAGCAAAGGAAGAGGCAUAAGCAAUGGACACUCACGACGCCAAUCUCUUGGUGGAGUGGUGGAGAAUUUGUCCAGAACACCCUCGAACGGUUUUUUGUCAACGAAAACAAAUGGUCAAUCUGGGUCCUUCCGGUCCAAUAGUGCUAGUGCAUUAUUAAAGCAUGCGAAGAUUUCAACAAGAUCAUUUGAUGGUGGAAGCAAAUCAGUGGAUAGGGAUAAGUCAGUUCCGAAUACAAUUGAGAAAGAUGACAGACCCAUUGAUGCCGGUGAUCAUAUCCAAAGUAGUGAGAUGUUUUAUUCACACGAGGGGAAUGGAAAUGGGAAUGGGAUUACCAUUGACAAAACAAAAAUAGAACAUGAAGAUUAUGUUUCUGGAAUGUUGUAUGAUAUGUUACAGAAAGACAUCAUAACUUUGAGGAAAGCUUGCCAUGAGAAAGAUCAGAGCCUUAAGGACAAAGAUGAUGCAAUUGAGAUGUUGGCAAAGAAGGUCGAAACAUUAAAUAAAGCAAUGGAAGUUGAGGCCAAAAAGAUGAGGAGAGAAGUAGCUGCCAUGGAAAAGGAAGUUGCUGCAAUGCGUAUUGGCAAGGAGCAAAAUCGAACGGCACAACGCCUCAGUGCUCCCCGUGGAGCUGUAAAUGGUGUUCAGUUGCAUUCAUCAAGGAAUACUCGAAAUUUGUAGGUAGCAGCAGAUGGGUGAUCAUUUCCAAUGCUAGAGAAUGUCAUACUGAAGUUCAUUUGUGCAGUCAAUAGGUUGUAUGCAUUUAUAAUGAUUUUUUUUCCCUCAUGUCUUCCACUUGGCCAUCUUGUUUCGUUUUCUCAGCCAACUGGUAGAUUUGUAGAGAACUGACUUCAAUACAGAUCUUGUUGUAUAUUUGUGUACUAAUGGUAUUAUUGAAGAAUUUAUCCCUCAA
This is a messenger RNA of Camellia sinensis, 1768 nucleotides long. NCBI's taxonomy places the organism in Eukaryota, Viridiplantae, Streptophyta, Magnoliopsida, Ericales, Theaceae. The record is from RefSeq and is a predicted model, not a curated record.